Messenger RNA from Setaria italica (foxtail millet), 4379 nucleotides. Its product is annotated as lon protease homolog, mitochondrial. Gene Ontology annotation, biological process: mitochondrion organization; protein quality control for misfolded or incompletely synthesized proteins; chaperone-mediated protein complex assembly. Gene Ontology annotation, molecular function: single-stranded DNA binding; ATP-dependent peptidase activity; ATP hydrolysis activity. Lineage: Eukaryota; Viridiplantae; Streptophyta; Magnoliopsida; Poales; Poaceae. Bases 1318 to 3999 code for a protein of 893 amino acids. The record is from RefSeq and is a predicted model, not a curated record. Gene Ontology annotation, cellular component: mitochondrial matrix. The transcript has 20 exons.
GAACGCAGCGAGCGUGCGUUUCCACUAAUGCAGGCUCGCACAAGCCCCGGUGGUCUAAGUUCCUCACCCUCUCAUCUCCCCUGCUAGAAUACACCGAGUACCUCGCCUUCCCAGCGGACCUGCGCGAGCACCUGCGCCCCGCCAUCGGUCGCGACGGCCCCCGGAGCUCCUCGACGCUGCGCGCGUCGCAGGGCGGCGCCGCUGGCCGGGACGGAGGUACCGUGGGCGGAGCGGGUGGGGCAUGUGCCGCCCGGCUGGCUCGCGGUGGUGGCGGAGGCCGCUGACUUUGGGUUCGACAUGAUGAUGCUGGCGGGGGCGCGACAGCGAGGCGCGGCUCGCGGCGGCGUUGGAGCUCGAUUCGACCAUGCUGGAGGAGCAUGCCCGGAGGGAAGCCCCAGAGGCGGAGCUCAUCGUACGCGGUGGUGGUGGUGGCGGCGGAAGGGAGGAGGAGUUCGGGCGGGCGAGCGGGAGCAGGAGCGACACCGCGAGGAGGGCGGUGAUGCGGCAGCGCACCGUCGGGGUUGGGGAUUGGGGACCCAGAGGGUCAUCUUAUCACCUUGUGCAGCCAACCAAAUAUGAGUAUAGCAAAUCAGGAUAUCUUUAGCCACCCAACUAAACACGAGCACUUUGCAUUGGUUUAGCUUGGUCAAAAUUGGUCUGGGUUAGAGUUAGCCUGGAACUAGUGCAGCCUACCAAUCACUACCAUAGUGUUUUCAAGUGACUGCUAAGUGGUCAGUACUCCCAUUUUAACACUUCAGGUGAAAUAGAUAGAAAAUGAUUUGGCGUCGUCCCUCAAUGGAAAGGUCAAAACAGAGUACUCACAACUUGCCUGUAGGCUGUAGCCUUCGUAUGGUUUAGAAUGUUUUAUGUCAUUUUUUUGCCACGUCGUGCCAUGACUUGCCCAGUAUAAUUUAUGGCCUGCUUUUAUUUUAUCAGAUAAUGCCCAGUAUUUCCUGAGCUACCUACCACGUUUGGUGCCAUAAGAUUUUCUUUUUCAUCCAGUACAUAAUUUGUGGCCUAUUUUACCAGUAAAUGCCAGUACUUUCUUGAAUCUUGAGUUAUCAAGUUGGUUUCAUAAGUUCUUUUUAUUCUCUUUAUUGGUGGCUUUUGUUGGGUUUCUGAAAGGCUUUGUUGUUGUAUAGUCUUUUAAAAGCAAAAUAGGAAUCCACUUCAGAAAACAUGGAGUCCUUGUAUGGAUUGUUUUUUUAUUGCUGCUGUUGUGUUAGUCAUGUUCUUUUCUCAUUCUAUUCUUGUGGUGUUGCCAAAUAGGUCAUAGCUUUGCCUCUGCUACAGAGACCACUAUUUCCAGGAUUUCACAUGCCAAUCUAUGUAAAGGACCCAAAGCUGUUGCAAGCUUUAGUCGAAAACAGCAAAAGAUCUGGUCCAUAUGCUGGGGCUUUUCUUGUCAAGGAUGACGAAGGUACCAACCCUCAUACUGUGACCAGUUCAGAAUCAGAUAAUAGCAUUCAUGUUUUGAAAGGAACAGAAUUGUUGAAGCGUCUUCAUGAUGUUGGCACGCUUGCCCAGAUAACAAGAAUUCAAGGGAAUCUGGUGGUGCUUCUUGGUCACCAUCGUGUACGGAUAACUGAGAUGGUUGCAGAGGACCCACUUACAGUCAAAGUUGAUCAUCUAAAGGAAGUGCCUUAUGAUAAGGAUGAUGAUGUCAUAAAGGCAACAUCUUUUGAAGUUAUAUCAACUUUAAGAGAUGUUCUCAAGAUAAGCUCCCUAUGGAAGGAUCAAGUUCAAACCUAUACCCAGCAUAUGGGUGACUUCAACUACCCAAGACUAGCAGAUUUUGGUGCUGCUAUUUCAGGUGCCAACAAGUUGCUUUGCCAGAAAGUUCUUGAAGAGUUAGACGUAUGCAAACGGUUGAAGUUGACCCUUGAGUUAGUAAAGAGGGAGUUAGAGAUUAGUAAGUUGCAGGAAUCCAUAGCAAAAACAAUUGAAGAAAAAGUAACUGGAGAGCAGCGCCGCUACUUGUUGAAUGAGCUACUUAAAGCAAUUAAGAAGGAGUUAGGAUUGGAGACAGAUGAUAAAACAGCAUUGUCAGAAAAAUUUAGGAAAAGGAUUGAAGCAAAAAAAGAUAAGUGCCCUCCUCAUGUCUUGCAAGUCAUUGAAGAGGAGCUCACUAAGCUCCAGUUGUUAGAAGCUAGCUCCAGUGAGUUUAGUGUGACCCGCAAUUAUUUAGACUGGCUAACAGUAUUGCCUUGGGGAGAUUACAGCGAUGAAAACUUUGAUGUCCACCAUGCUCAACGUAUUCUUGAUGAAGAUCACUAUGGUCUAGCCGAUGUCAAAGAAAGAAUAUUGGAAUUCAUAGCAGUUGGAAAGUUGAGAGGAAGUUCACAAGGCAAGAUUAUAUGCCUUUCUGGGCCACCUGGAGUUGGUAAAACUAGCAUUGGACGUUCCAUUGCACGUGCAUUAAACCGGAAGUUCUACAGAUUCUCUGUUGGAGGCUUGGCUGAUGUAGCAGAAAUCAAGGGUCAUCGGCGGACGUAUGUUGGAGCAAUGCCAGGGAAGAUGGUGCAAUGUUUGAAAUCAGUCGGGACAGCAAAUCCUCUAGUUCUGAUAGAUGAAAUUGACAAGCUAGGGAGAGGGCAUUCAGGUGAUCCAGCCAGUGCACUAUUGGAACUUCUUGAUCCUGAACAGAAUGCUAACUUUCUUGAUCACUAUCUUGAUGUCCCUAUUGACCUAUCCAAGGUUCUGUUUGUUUGCACUGCAAAUGUCAUAGAGAUGAUACCCAGUCCUCUACUGGACAGGAUGGAGAUAAUUUCUAUUGCCGGUUAUAUCACUGACGAGAAGAUGCAUAUUGCUAGGGAUUACCUGGAAAAGAACACAAGGGAGGCUUCUGGCAUCAAGCCUGAGCAGGUUGAGGUCACAGAUGAUGCUCUUCUUGCUCUAAUUGAAAACUAUUGCCGGGAAGCUGGUGUGCGGAACCUUAAAAAACAUAUUGAAAAGAUUUACCGGAAGAUAGCUUUGAAGCUUGUUCGUCAAGGGUUAUCAAAUGAACCACCUCGAGAUAUCACAAUAGUGGAAGCAAAUGAAGAGCCAGCUAGUUUUGAUGUUGCAACAAAAGUAGAAGAUGAGAAUUCCAAGAAAUCUCUUGCCAAAGAUGCUUCAGUGGAUGUGCACCCAACUGAUUCUUCUCUUGAGAAUAUUAAUGUAGUUCCUUUAACAACAGAAUCAGCAGUUGGCCACAAUGAGCAUUCAAAUGAAGCUCCAACAGAAAAAAUUUUAGAAGAGACAGCUAAAGUAUUUAAUACUUCUAGCACACCAGAGGCCAACGAAAGCGUACAGAGAACUACGGAGGCACUUAUAGACAUACCUGUGGAGAAAAUUAUUGUCAAUGCAUCAAAUCUGGGUGAUUUCGUUGGCAAGCCUGUGUUCCAAGCAGAGCGUCUAUACGAUCAGACUCCUGUUGGAGUUGUAAUGGGUUUAGCUUGGAAUUCCAUGGGUGGUUCGACCUUGUAUAUUGAGACAGCAAAAGUAGGGGAAAGUGAAGGCAAGGGCGCACUUGUGGUGACAGGCCAACUUGGAGAUGUCAUGAAAGAGAGUGCUCAAAUUGCGCAUACAGUUUGCAGAGCUGUAUUACUAGAGAAAGAACCAAAUAAUUCCUUUUUUGCAAAGUCAAAGCUGCAUUUGCACGUUCCUGCAGGGGCAACCCCAAAGGAUGGGCCAAGCGCUGGAUGCACGAUGGUUACAUCGAUGUUGUCCUUAGCCAUGGGGAAGUCUGUCAAGAAAGACUUAGCGAUGACCGGUGAAGUCACUCUGACUGGACGAGUUCUGCCAAUCGGUGGGGUGAAGGAGAAAACUAUCGCUGCCAGGAGAAGUGGGGUAAAGACAAUCAUAUUCCCAUCAGCAAACAGAAGGGACUUCGACGAGCUUGCUUCCAAUGUAAAAGAAGGUCUUGAAGUCCACUUUGUUGACAAAUACAACGAAAUAUACGAUAUAGCUUUUACGAGUGAUGCCGAGAGCCCGAGACACAAGAAAGCUAGUGGUUGAUGGUUCAGACUCAUUUUGCAUUUCAAUUCUUGGAGACAAGAAAUGCUCAAGCAUUCAGUUUUCAUCAAGAUCGGAUAAUGGCUGACCUUAGAGAAAUGUUUAUAUCCCUUACAAUUCUUUUUACACAUCUGGCGACAUGGGAAUGAAAGAGAAUUCUGGCAAGAGCGAACUACUGACAAGAUAGUUUGACAAGUUGUAAAAAAAUUAUGUGUCCUCCCUGUAAAUUAACUAUUAUGCACAAGUUCAGAAAGACAAACAAUGAGAAUGCAGAAGUGUAGUCAUCCUCUGACUUGUAUUGUAGCGGAAUUCCCUGGGCUGGUGCAUACAUAAACUGGUCAUUCCUUCGGCCAUUUCAAUGGCAUUAGCUGACAUUUAUUUGA